Molecule: messenger RNA, 1028 nt
Organism: Perca flavescens (yellow perch)
Lineage: Eukaryota; Metazoa; Chordata; Actinopteri; Perciformes; Percidae
Gene: lbx1b
Product: ladybird homeobox 1b
Exons: 2
Coding region: 93-908 (271 amino acids)
Biological process (GO): regulation of transcription by RNA polymerase II
Cellular component (GO): nucleus
Molecular function (GO): DNA-binding transcription factor activity, RNA polymerase II-specific; sequence-specific double-stranded DNA binding
Source: RefSeq, a predicted model, not a curated record
ACUGUUAUGUGACUUUUUUCCUCGAUUGCAUCGCUCGUUUUUAACCGCUGAAUAUUUCAACCGAAGUCCUUUACAAACUCUGCGCACAACCAAUGAUGACAUCCAAAGAAGUGGCCAAAUGUGAUGCAGUGGAAAACAGGAGGCGAAGUCCGCUGGACCACUUGCCGCCUCCUGCCAACUCCAACAAGCCGCUGACCCCCUUCAGCAUCGAGGACAUCCUGAACAAACCGUCUGUGAAACGAAGUUACACAAUUUGCGGCACAGCUCAUUUAAUUUCGUCCUCUGAGAAGCACCGUCCGUCCAGCAUCCCUCUGUCCAGCCGGGCUCUCCUCAACCAAACCUCCCCGCUCUGCGCGCUAGAGGAGCUGGCCAGCAAGACUUUCAAGGGGCUGGAAGUCAGCGUUUUACAGGCUGCGGAAGGCCGGGACGGGAUGACUCUGUUCGGCCAGAGAAGCACCCCGAAGAAGCGUCGGAAGUCUCGGACGGCGUUCACCAAUCACCAAAUCUACGAGCUGGAGAAGCGCUUCCUGUACCAGAAGUACCUGUCCCCGGCCGACCGGGACCAGAUCGCUCAGCAACUGGGCCUGACGAACGCGCAGGUCAUCACGUGGUUUCAGAACCGGAGGGCCAAGCUAAAACGGGACCUGGAGGAGAUGAAGGCCGACGUGGAGUCGGCCAAAGCCGUCGGCCAGGUCCCCUUGGACAAGCUCGCCAAGCUGGCGGACCUGGAGAAAUGCGCCAACGGCACGCUGGGCCACCCGCGAGCCGAUUCCCCCGCGCGGGGUGGCCAGCAGGAGCUCGAGCUCGCCCAGAAACUGCGGAACUCGCCGCUGUCUCCGUUCUCAGACCACACAACUAGUAAAGAGUGCUCAGAGGACGAGGACGUGGAGAUUGAUGUGGAUGACUGAUGUCGCAGCGUGGGGUUGGAAGGUCGAGAAACACAAAAAGACGAUUAAAAAAAAAUCCUACCGAGGACUUGUAACUUACUGCUUAUAUUGUAUACCAUAUCUCAGAACAUGUACCAAAAU